Molecule: messenger RNA, 2424 nt
Organism: Myxocyprinus asiaticus (Chinese sucker)
Lineage: Eukaryota; Metazoa; Chordata; Actinopteri; Cypriniformes; Catostomidae
Product: glutamate carboxypeptidase 2-like
Exons: 20
Coding region: 56-2383 (775 amino acids)
Molecular function (GO): carboxypeptidase activity
Source: RefSeq, a predicted model, not a curated record
UUCGACGUUUCUAGUUGACAAUCAGUUUUCAAAGUACAGUACGGCUCGCAGUCAAAUGGGAACCGAGAACAAAAUUGUCAGCUGGAUUUGCCGGUUAACAGUUAUUACGGCUUUUUUCUUGAUUGGCUUUAUCAUUGAAUCAAUAACCGUAACCGAAGAUUUAUUUUUUGUAUAUUUGUAUUGUUGCACUGGUGGUGCAUUCAGAGGGGGCUCCUGGUGCAGUGACUCCUGGUACCUGUCUGUCCUGUUUUCAGGUUGGUUUGCUCGACCUACUACUGUCGAUCAUGGACACACAUCAAAAAAUUUCCUGCAUGAAUUUAUGGAUGAGAUGCGAGCAGAGAAUAUUAAACACCAUCUCAGGAAGUUCACGCGGCUACCCCACUUGGCGGGGUCGCAGCAGAAUCUGGACCUGGCGAAACAGAUUCGAGAUGAGUGGUUGAAGUUUGGGCUGGACUCUGUGGGCCUAGAUCCAUACGACGUACUUCUGUCGUACCCCAAUAAAACGAGCCCCAAUUACAUAUCUAUAGUGGACCACCAGGGCAAAGAGAUCUUUAACACCUCUCUGACAGAGCCUGUCCCUGAAGGUUAUGAAGAUGUUGCAGAUAUUGUCCCUCCUUAUAGUGCUUUCUCUGCCAAAGGACAACCAGAGGGUGAUUUGGUGUACGUUAAUUACGGACGGACGGAGGAUUUCUUUAAGCUGGAAAGAGAGUUGGGGAUUAACUGUACCGGGAAAAUCGUCAUCGCCAGAUACGGCAAAAUCUUCCGUGGGAACAAGGUGAAAAAUGCAAUGUUAGCAGGAGCUAAAGGCAUCAUCAUGUUCUCAGAUCCGGCGGAUUACUGCGCGGAUGGCGUAGAGCCGUACCCUAAAGGCUGGAACCUGCCAGGUGGGGGCGCUCAAAGAGGAAACGUUCUCAACCUUAAUGGGGCGGGAGAUCCCCUCACACCUGGAUACCCUGCAAAAGAAUACACCUACAGGUAUCGCCCAGAGGACGGCGUGGGGUUACCCAAGAUUCCUGUGCAUCCCAUUGGCUAUCAUGAUGCAAUUCAUCUGCUAAAGAAUAUGAGAGGGCCUCUUCCCCCUGAAAACUGGAAGGGUGCACUUAACGUGUCAUACCGAAUCGGACCAGGAUUCAUGGAUGGCUUUGAACAGAAUACAGUGCGUAUGAACAUCCACACCAACAAUCAGGUGACCCGAAUCUACAAUGUGAUUGGCUUGAUCAGAGGAGCUGUAGAACCAGACAGGUUUAUAAUUCUGGGUGGUCAUCGUGACGCGUGGGUGUUUGGAGGGAUUGAUCCGGUGUCUGGAGCUGCCGUGGUGCAUGAAAGUGUGAGAGCGGCGGGACAACUCAUGAACAGAGGUUGGAGGCCGAGGAGAACAAUAAUCUUUGCCAGUUGGGAUGCAGAGGAGUUCGGUCUACUGGGAUCUACAGAGUGGGCAGAGGAUAAAGCCAGAAUACUGCAGGAGCGAGCAGUCGCGUACAUCAAUGCUGACUCUGCCAUUGAGGGUAUGUACACACUGAGGGUCGACUGCACCCCUUCUCUACACACUCUUGUUUAUGACAUCACCAAGCAGGUUUCGAGUCCAGAGGAAGGAGAAGAGGGCAUGAGUCUAUAUGAGAGCUGGCACAAACGGGACAACUGGACUGAAAGAGAUGCACCAUGGAUCAGUAAACUGGGCUCGGGUAGUGAUUUUGAAGCGUAUUUCAUCCGAUUAGGGAUUGCGUCCGGCAGGGCGAGAUACACCAAAAACCGGAAAACCGAGCGCUACAGCAGCUACCCUGUAUAUCACAGCGUGUAUGAGACCUAUGAGAUCGUGGAACGCUUCUAUGACCCAAGUUUCCGUCGGCUGGAGGCCGUGGCCCGUGUGCGGGGUGGAUUGAUCUUCAGUUUGGCUGACUCUCUGAUUCUGCCUCUGGACUGUGUGGAAUAUGCCACCUCUAUCGCCAAAUAUGCCAGCACCAUACACCAGCUGGCACAGAAACACCCUGCUGCCAUGGAGCAGUACGCUGUGUCAUUCGAUUCUCUCUUCUCUGCUGUUAAGAACUUUACAGUCGCAGCUCAAGAUUUUCAUCAAAGACUAGAUCAGCUCGACACUUCUGAUGCAAUGGCCGCGCGGAUGGUAAAUGAUCAGCUGAUGUAUUUAGAGAGAGCUUUCAUUGACCCGUUGGGCCUACCUGGAAGACCAUUUUACAGGCAUAUCGUUUUUGCGCCCAGCAGUCACAAUAAAUAUGCGGGCGAGUCUUUCCCAGGGAUUUAUGAUGCUUUAUUUGACAUUGAGAAUGCAGUGGACCCACAGAAGUCCUGGGACGAGGUGAAACGACAAAUCAGCAUCGCUGCUUUCACUGUCAAUGCAGCUGCUGUCACACUAAUGCCUGUGGCCUGAAAUUGAAAUGCAUACAAUAAAAAAAACAUGAAAUAAAACCA